This is a messenger RNA of Synchytrium microbalum, 1149 nucleotides long. RefSeq lists its product as uncharacterized. NCBI's taxonomy places the organism in Eukaryota, Fungi, Chytridiomycota, Chytridiomycetes, Synchytriales, Synchytriaceae. The transcript has 4 exons. Gene Ontology annotation, molecular function: Hsp70 protein binding. Gene Ontology annotation, biological process: protein refolding. Gene Ontology annotation, cellular component: cytoplasm; nucleus; cytosol. The record is from RefSeq and is a predicted model, not a curated record. The coding region runs from base 1 to 1149 and encodes 382 amino acids.
AUGCCCAAAGAUACAAAGCUCUAUGAUGUGUUGGAGAACCCCGAUGCUGGAGACAAAUUCAAGGAAAUAAAUCAUGCAUUCGAAGUCCUGUCAGACUCAAACAAACGUGAAGUAUACGACAGAUACGGCGAAGAAGGCCUAUCCAACGAUGGAGGAAUGGGUGGUGGUGUCUCUCCCGAAGAUCUCUUCUCCCAACUAUUCGGUGGCGGUCUCUUUGGUGGGGGUGGAGGUGGUGGUCGAUCUAGUCGUCCAUCAGGUCCCAGACGUGGUAAAGAUAUGGCCCAUAGCUUAAAAGUAUCCCUCGAAGAUUUGUAUAAGGGUAAAACCUCGAAACUGGCCCUCCAAAAGCAAGUGUUAUGUGCUAAAUGUGAUGGAAAGGGUGGUAAAGAAGGUGCUUCCAAGACUUGUGGCACGUGUCAAGGUCGUGGUGUCCGUAUCGUCAUGAGGCAGAUAGGGCCAAUGAUUCAACAAAUGCAACAAACAUGCCCUGAAUGUAAUGGUGAAGGUGAAAUCAUUAAAGAAAAGGAUCGAUGCAAAGGUUGCAAUGGGAAAAAAGUCAUUCAAGACCGAAAGAUUCUCGAAGUAUUUAUCGACAAGGGUAUGCAAGAUGGCCAAAGAAUCACCUUUAGUGGAGAAGGAGACCAAGCCCCAGGUGUCGUGCCAGGAGAUAUCAUCAUUGUCAUAGAAGAAAAGGAACAUCCCAAAUUCAAACGUAAAGGAGACGACCUAUUCUUUGAAGCAAAGAUCGAUCUCUUGACUGCUCUGGCUGGAGGACAAUUCGCAAUCACACAUCUCGACGAUCGAAUGCUGGUGGUGACAAUCUUACCUGGUGAAGUCAUUACUCCUGGUGCUGUAAAAGUAAUCAAUGGAGAAGGCAUGCCAGCAUUCAAACGACCAUUCGAUAAAGGAAACCUCUACGUCAAAUUCGAAAUCCAAUUCCCUAAAGAUAGAUGGGUAGAAGAAGAUCGUCUAGCUCUCCUCGAACAAGUAUUACCUCCACGAGAUCCUCUACCUCCAACAAACGGUGCUGAAGUAGAAGAAGUCAUGUUAUCCGAUAUCGAUCCAAUGCACCAACAACGAUCUCAAUACAAUGGAGCUAUGGACGAAGACGAUGAUGGUAGACCUGCAGUACAAUGUGCUCAGCAAUAA